GUCGUUGCCAUCUCCCUUGGCGAUCGCACGCGUUCCUUCAAAAUAAGCCGAAUGUUGUUGAAACAAGACUAAUCUAGGCUUCCUUUUGAUGCAUUCCUCAUAAAUCAAGAUGGAUUUUUUGGUUUCAGUUUUAUUGUUUGUCCUAGCAACGUCCCAUCUCGUCUUCUGUAGCGUUAAUUCUGAUGGAAAUCCGAAUUCGUGUUCUUCAAAUCCCUGCCAAAAUGGUGGAAUUUGUUCAGUAAAUGGAACRAAGUUUAAUUGUCAGUGUUUUCAUGGAUUUACCGGACAAAUGUGCGAAAUCAAGCCGUCCGAUUGCUCUCCAACUCUCUGCGUUAAUGGAGUGUGUAAAAAAGAUAGUAAUGGUAAGCCGACGUGCUAUUGCAAGCAGGGAUUUAAUGGUUAUCGCUGCGAGAUAAACGAGGAUGAAUGUGCUUCUUCUCCUUGUCGACAUGGUGGACUUUGUGUAGACAAAAUCAACGGCUAUCGCUGCACUUGUCAAAACGGAUUCUACGGUCUACAUUGCGAGUUAAAAGAAGAGCAGAUUCAACAGUGUGUACAGAGCUGCAGUGGAGGAUUGUGUUGGCGGAACGAAAGCGAAGUAAUAAAACUUGAAUGGGGUUAUGGAGAAAGUAUCUGCAACACCCAGCAUUCUUGUUUUGACACGGCAGACUCUAACCACACUUUAAGAGUUACUCCUGAUGACGUUUUCCUUGAAGUUCAACUGAGACCCCAGCAACUACAAGUUGGGGACAGUCUGAAUUUUACUUUAGAUGAAAACAUGGCUCCAUAUGUUAGAGGUUUGAGACCAUUCAUGGGGGACAAGAAUGUAUUCCUUCAGUGCAAGGAAAAUGUUUCAGAAGGCGCAUACGUCGUCAAACAACCUCAGAAAAACGUGUUAAUUGGAAAGGACCUCUUGACUGAAGGAGUUCAUUAUUUUAUUGAUGAUGUUGAUAGGACAUUUAGAUGUGAAUUUGGACUUCGUGUGAAUGUGAGUGUCAAGACAAAUAAAUGUUAUGAACCAGGAUCAACUAAGCAGUGCUCUGGACAUGGGCAGUGUGCAACAUACUUCAGCCAGUCUGCCUAUCAUUGUAGAUGCUGUGGGGGAUUCAGAGGGGAAUUCUGUGAGAAGCCAGAUCACUGCUACUCCACGCCAUGCAAAAACCAAGCUGUAUGCCAAAACACAGAUGACGAAAAUCUAUACAAAUGUCACUGUCUGCCAGGAUAUGAAGGAAAGCGUUGUAGCAGAGUAAUUGACCUGUGCGCAUCAAACCCUUGCAAGAACAAUGCACCUUGCACCCCACAGUUGAACGACUUCUCUUGUGCUUGUCCCAAGGGCUUUGCAGGCAAGACUUGUGAUGUGGAAGUCAAUGAAUGUGACUCUAGUCCAUGUAUUAAUGGCGGAACAUGCCUUGACAACAGGGGGUCAUUCCAAUGCCUAUGCUUACCUGGGUUUACAGGCUAUCAUUGUGAGGUCAAUAUCAAUGACUGUGCAUCUAAUCCAUGCCAACACGGCACAUGUAUAGAUGAGGUGGAUGGCUUCAGAUGUUACUGCAAGCCUGGAUAUGGAGGCAUAACUUGUGGUCUCAACCUAAAUGAAUGUCUCUCUAACCCAUGUCUGAAUGGAGGGUACUGCRUUGACGAGAUUAAUAACUUCCAUUGUGAUUGUGGUCAUGGGUACAGAGGCAAGCUUUGUCAAGAAGAUGUUGAUCUUUGUAAGGAGCCUUGGUGUGUUAAUUCUCUGUCCUGUAAAGAUGAAGGGCAUAGUGUGAAGUGUGUUUGUAAGCCAGGCUUCAUUGGUGCAAACUGUGGUAUCAAUGUACAUGACUGUGAUCCGAAUCCAUGUCAGAAUGGAGGAACAUGCAGAGACAAAGUCAAUGAUUUUCAGUGCUUCUGCCCUCCAGGCUUUACUGGCAAGACUUGUGAAGUUGAGAGUCCCACUACUCCACCAAAUGUACCUGGGAUGAAAGACCUCAUGCUACGCAUCCUUACUGAAGAUUGUCAUCUUAUGAAGGACUCAGUUUUACUUCAUGGUAUCCUCUUAAAUAUCACCAAGAAUAUUGCCAAAGCCUGCAGUUGCGACUUCAGCAUGAAUCACAUUGAUGCAAAUUCUGCAACAUUAGCAUGCCUGGACAGCAUUAGUGGUAAACUGACCAUACCAACUUUACCAGUCAAGAAUCAGACUAUUGAGGAGUUGCAGUGUUUGAUCUGGGAUUAUCUGUCAAGCCAUAAGAAUGUCAUUGAACUUGGUCACGAUACCUUUGUCACAGGACUAUUCGGGGACUUAGUAUCCCUAUGCAAGAAGAGCAAUGUUGAUUCUAGUUCAGACAAGGUCCUUGAGACAAGUACCAAUCUUGCUGUCACCAUUGGUUCUCUGUGUGCUGUUGUUGGUCUUAUUAUGGCUGCUAUUGUUGUCUGCUGUAAAUGUAGAAGAUCUAGGCCACCUGUCAAGCACAUCCAAUCAAGGAAAGAAGAUGACCUGAUUAAUGAUAUCAGUGGAGAUCUAAUGGCAGCCAUUGCACCAACUCCCAAGUCAAUGUACAGGACAAGUGGCGGAUACCACAACGUGGCAUACUCUGGUAGAUUCAACCCAGAAAAUCCUAUCCAAUCAAAAAAAGUCUAAUCUAUAGUAUACUAUAGUAUAUACUAGAGUGCAAACCAUAUAUCCGUGAAGUACAUGAAGUACUAAUUAUUACAAAAAAGCGCCAAUGAAAAUUAUUGAAAACAAAAGAAUAUUCAGUGCUAUUUAGUUUUUGCUAUUUCUUCAUGGAUAUAUGGUUUGCACUAUAGAAAAGUCUUCUCAAAUUUCUGAGGAAAUACCCGGUUGACCUUAUUGGUCAUUUUGUAUGUGAGACUGGGUUGGACAUUUUCCAUUCUGUCUUUCUCUACAAAGGAAGAGCUUCGACAAGACUAGGGUUUUAGACAGCAUAUGAAUGGACACUUCUCUUCUACCCUGCGACGUAAAGGUGGAGGAAACAAUUAAUUGGCUGAUAUUCUAGUCAUUCCUUUGUAUGAAUGUAAACACUUCUCAGUCAAUCUAAAAUCAAUGUAAUACAUGACAUAGAGAAACAAUACAAAAGAUACUGAAGUGGUCUAUUGAGGUAUAAAAAAGUCAGUGGGCACCUUUACAUUUCAUAAUGCUAGUAACCAUAGCAACGGAUAGAUUCAUAUAGAUUAAUACAUAGUAAUAUAUGAGUGAGGUCUAAUGACAUAUAUGACAGACAGUCUUAAUUGCCCCAAGGAGAAAUGUAAGAAUUUUGAAUUUUAGAUUACCUUGCUUGUAGAAAUUGCUUUUCCCAUUAUUCAUAGCAUUCUGAUUGGCUUACCCGUAUUUUAUAUCUUACCGACUUAAUUUAAACAGUAAAAAUACUAAUAUUUUAAUGGAUAUAUAAACGUAGUAAAAUUAAACAGGAGCUAGGUUAUCAAAGAUUAGUUUAUCAUAGUUCAAAUAUCUUAUUAUUGUUUAUUGUGUGUUAAUUAGGCCCCGGCGCACGAAACUGAGGACGUCAGGGGGGUAAGAGAUUGAACUAUUGCGUACAAGGUUGUGUAAAUAAGAGAAGAUGUCUAAAUGUUGGCUAAAACUGAUUUUGCAACUACUAUAAAAUAGACGACUUUUGAAGGAGUUGGAUUUAUCUUUUUUCAAUAUACACCUCCACGGUUUUUUCUAUUUUUCGGAUGUGGGACUUGUACUUGAUUUCUGAGAUAUAUCCGAUCGAUACCUAAAGCUUGCUUUUAUUGCUUGCAGAUAAAAAUUGGAAAAACUAAUUCAAUGUAUUUCUAUAGUGAACUCUACACUUGAACUGUUUUGACCGUCUUUUUAUGCUCAACAGUCGAGGACUGACUGCAAUUGAAACUUGUGUAUGCUAUAAUAGUUAUUAAUAUAACUUGAUGCGCUUCUGAAAUAAAUUUAUAUCGAAAUUAG
Messenger RNA from Actinia tenebrosa (Australian red waratah sea anemone), 3919 nucleotides. RefSeq lists its product as uncharacterized. The record is from RefSeq and is a predicted model, not a curated record. Lineage: Eukaryota; Metazoa; Cnidaria; Anthozoa; Actiniaria; Actiniidae. Gene Ontology annotation, molecular function: calcium ion binding.